AUGCGACGCUUUACACAAGUGAGAAAUUCAGUGUCCACAAAAACUACGUUUCCUACGACGACAUUAUUGGAAAAAAACGAACAUAUUACAGAAAAAUUACUGUCGUUGAUAAAGUAUGAAAGUGGUCGGCUUUUGUUAAUGACUGGUGCAGGUGUGAGUACUGAUUCCGGGAUACCAGAUUAUCGUGGUCCAAAAGGGACAUAUACUGUAAAUAAAAAUUAUAAGCCAACUUAUUAUCAGGAGUUUGCAGCCCAUCAUCAUAUCCGUCAACGUUAUUGGGCAAGAUCCUAUUUCGGUUGGCCACGGAUGCAAAGAGUAAAGCCAAAUUCAACCCACUUUGCCUUUGCAAAACUUCAAUCACUUGGCCAUAUUCAAGAGAUUAUAACACAGAACGUGGAUGCUUUACAUCAAGCAGCCGGUUCACACGAUAUUCUAGAAUUACACGGCACCUUACAUCAAGUUCAUUGUAUGCAAUGUGGUCACAUUAAUUCGAGGAUCGAUCACCAGAAAAUAUUGAGUGAAUUAAAUCCCGCGUGGGCUGAAUUCUUAGAACUUGUCGAGCACACAAAAGAGCGCCCAAGGUUAAAUCCUGAUGGUGACGUCGAGUUGCCUUCAAACGUUUCUUAUGAAACAUUCAAAUAUCCACCCUGUGAAAAGUGUCACCAAGGAAUUUAUAAACCAUCUUUGGUAUUCUUUGGCGGGAAUAUUAGUGAAAAUGUGAAAGAGCGUUCGAAUGAUAUGAUUUUGAGGAAUGAUUCUGUUUUAAUCGUGGGGUCUACGUUGACAACGUAUUUCGCUUUCAAACUAGUUAAAUUGGCCAAAGAACUGGGCAAGAAUGUCGGAAUUAUCAAUCUUGGCCCAACUAAGGGGGAUGAUCUUGCAGACUACAAGAUCGAAGCACACUGCGGAAAAGUUAUACCUGCUAUUGCAGAUUAUCUUUCGAUGGGACGUUGA
Molecule: messenger RNA, 954 nt
Organism: Ambispora gerdemannii
Lineage: Eukaryota; Fungi; Glomeromycota; Glomeromycetes; Archaeosporales; Ambisporaceae
Source: the annotation of a GenBank genome assembly